This is a messenger RNA of Struthio camelus australis, 1995 nucleotides long. Its product is annotated as pantetheinase. Gene Ontology annotation, molecular function: pantetheine hydrolase activity. The record is from RefSeq and is a predicted model, not a curated record. Gene Ontology annotation, biological process: pantothenate metabolic process. Lineage: Eukaryota; Metazoa; Chordata; Aves; Struthioniformes; Struthionidae.
AAAAGAUUAACUCCUCAGCUAAACAGUAGCUUUCCACAGAAUCUCUCUCAGCACAAGAAGCAGGACAACAAUUUGAAGGCAGACUACUUCUACAGCGAAGCUGAUUUGACAUUGGAUUAUAUCCUGUUUGGCACAAGUAGGUCCUCAGAUAGCCCUCAUCUUCAGACAGUAGCAGAGGGAACAACACAGGGGUGAGAAGAAAGAGUGGACUGGGAGAACAGUGGUGUGAAAGGAACCACAAGGCACGAGCCAUGCUCGCUUUCCAGCCUCUCGUACAGGGCACGGUUUUCGCCCUCUCAGUGCUCCAGGCCGUCGCCUGGGAUAGCUUCACUGCGGCUGUGUACGAGCACUCGGUGAUCCUGCCGGCGCUCGCCAACGAGCCUCCCUCUCCGGACGAUGCUUUGGCACUGAUGAACAAAAACAUGGACAUCUUGGAAGGGGCCAUCAAGGAAGCCGCCCGGCAGGGUGCCCACAUCAUUGUGACUCCUGAAGACGGCAUUUAUGGCUGGCGUUUCACCAGAGAAGCCAUCUACCCCUACCUGGAGGAUAUUCCUGAUCCAGAGGUGAACUGGAUUCCCUGCACUGAUCCCAAAAGAUUUGCUCCUGCACCAGUGCAGGAACGACUCAGCUGCAUGGCCAGGAAUAACUCUAUCUAUGUGGUGGCAAACAUUGGAGACAAGAAGUCGUGUAACUCCAGUGAUCCCAGCUGCCCCAGAGACGGUCGCUAUCAGUACAAUACUGAUGUUGUCUUUGAUUCAGAAGGGAAAUUAAUAGCACGUUAUCAUAAGUAUAACCUCUUUAUGUCAGAAACUCAGUUUAAUAUCCCUAAAGAGCCAGAGACCGUCACUUUUGAGACACCCUUUGGGAAGUUUGGCAUCUUCACUUGUUUCGACAUACUUUUCCGUGAGCCUGCGGUGGUCCUGGUGAGCGAGUUACAGGUGGACACUGUGCUGUUUCCAACUGCUUGGAUGAAUGUCUUGCCAUUUUUGACUGCUGUUGAAUUUCACUCUGCCUGGGCUAUGGGUAUGGGUGUCAAUUUACUUUCAGCAAAUACACACAACACUGGCUUGGCAAUGACAGGAAGUGGUAUUUAUGCACCAGAUGGAGCCAGAGCAUACUAUUACAAUAUGAAAACAGAGGAUGGUCACCUCCUUGUUGCUCAACUCAGUUCACACCCUCGCAUUUCUCCUGCCUACCCUCCUGCUGUCAACUGGAGCUCGUAUGCUCAAAGCAUCGAGAGAUUCUCACCAAAUGACCAUGAUUUCAGUGGGCUCAUCUUCCAUGACAGGUUCACUUUCACUGAGCUCACUAAGCCGGAAGGGAAUCUCACAGUUUGCCAGAAAGUCCUCUGCUGUCACUUGAAUUACAAGAUGGCAGAGAAACAAGAAGAUGAAGUUUAUGUGCUAGGUGCCUUUGAUGGGCUUCAUGUGGUUGAAGGACAAUACUACCUCCAGAUAUGCACGCUGCUGAAGUGUAAAAGCACAGACCUGAAAAGCUGUGGGCAGCCCGUGGAGACUGCUCAGACCAAGUUUGACACGUUCUCCCUGAGCGGCACGUUCGGCACUCACUACGUCUUUCCAGAAGUCCUGUACAGCGGGGUUCAGCUGGCCCCUGGGGAAUUUGAGGUGCUGAGUGAUGGGCGUUUGAUAAGUAAGAUAGGACCAACAAAGCCAGUCAUCACUGUGACGCUUUUUGGACGGUGGUAUGAAAAGGAUCAUCUGAAACAAGACCCACAGCCACCAGCCUUCCCCUGCUGUUACCAUAACUGAAGCUGUACACCACUGACAUCAUGUCCAAAUGAGACAUGACAUCAUCAGCUAAAACGAUCAUAAUUAUGCUUCUUAAUUCUGGUUGCACAAGCUUCUCCUCGGUGUGCUUUGCUUAGUAGUAGUGCGGCAUUAUUACUUUAUUGCUACCACUUACUGAGAAGUAACUCUUUUGUACUAUAGGCUUACUAAUCUUUUAUGAGUUUAAAAUAGCAGUUGUUUAGCUCUG